AUGCAUUACUCUACAGCCCUGGCAGUCUUGGCCGGCUUUGGCUCCUUGGCAUCCGCAGCGCCCGCUCACGAGAUCCAUGCCGUUGCUGCUCGCACCAACAACAACAACGGCAACAAGAAAAACAGUAAGAACAACAACAACGGCAACAACAAUGGUGCUACCAUUGUCGGUAUCUCGCCUGCAGCAGUUGUUGGCAGCACCCACGUCGUCGUCGAGCAGACGAUUCUCCAGCCGCAGAUCACCGUUGUCCAAGAGAACCUGGACCUUGUCAACCAGCUGGCCGUUGUGGCCGAGCAGGAGUUCUCUGCCCUUGUGCAGUCCCAGCUCGCCCUCGUGAACGAGGUCGAAACCAUCAAGAACAACAUCCGCGUCAACCACUUCGCGGCCCGCUUCUCCCAGGUCAACACCGUCAUUGUGUCCGUCACCGAGCUGGUCGAUCUCCGCGGCGGCGCCGGUAGCCGCAACUCGCGUUACAUGGUCAACCAGCUGCUCGCUGACAACAACAAGCCUGGAAGCACAGUUGUCGUGAUGAUGACUGCCGCCAAUCCCGUGACCAUCAAUGCUGCCCAGCCCACGCUCGACCUUGCUGGUUUGCUGGGCGCUAAUGCGACUGUCCUGCCCUCGGGCGUCGUGGCCUCGGCCGCCUCUGCCGCUUCGGCGUCGGUCGCCACUACCGCAGCGGCCGCAUCCGCCAGCGGCGCCUCCGUCGUGAGCAACGUCAACGCCUCGUCGUCUGGUCUCGCUGGUAUUUCCGGUCUCAGCGGCAACAUCGUCGCCUAUGACCCCAACAACCCGUUCGGCCAGAUCGGCCAGACCGUCAUCCUGCCCUAUGGCUCCAAGGCCCCCAGUCUGCCCAACGGUGCCCAGAUCGUCGUCGACCCUGCCAACAUUAUCCUGCCCAACCAGGCGGGCUUGCUCGUCGAGAACAUUAACCAGUUCAGCCAGGACUGCGCCCUCUACAGCGCCAACAGCUUGUCUCUCUUCAACCUGCAGUCGUCCAUCAUCGCGGCCGAGGCCGUUGCCGCCCUCGAGGCCAGCAGCCUGUCGCUGGGCUCAUCGUCGAGCCUCAACGCGGCUGCCGCUGCUCUUCUUAGCGGUGCUGGUGGCUUUGCAGCCAAUGUUGGCUCUUCCAGCAUCUCUACCUCGACCACGACAACUGCUGCCUCGACUUCGACCGCUGCUGCUGCUACCGCUGCCGUGGCCACCUCCAGCGUGGCCGCUGCCGCUCCGGCUGCCGCAUCCACAGCAGCUGCCGCAGCCGUGGUUGCCGGUGCCGCUGUUGUCUCGCCUGUGGCUCCUGCAGCCCCUGCUACCCCGGCGGCGGCGGGCGGUGUCGGCGUGCAAAUCGUCCCAAUCGCGGCGCCUGCAUAA
This is a messenger RNA of Sporothrix brasiliensis 5110, 1371 nucleotides long. RefSeq lists its product as uncharacterized. Bases 1 to 1371 code for a protein of 456 amino acids. The record is from RefSeq and is a predicted model, not a curated record. The transcript is spliced from 2 exons. NCBI's taxonomy places the organism in Eukaryota, Fungi, Ascomycota, Sordariomycetes, Ophiostomatales, Ophiostomataceae.